Messenger RNA from Folsomia candida, 858 nucleotides. Its product is annotated as formin-D-like. Bases 64 to 858 code for a protein of 264 amino acids. NCBI's taxonomy places the organism in Eukaryota, Metazoa, Arthropoda, Collembola, Entomobryomorpha, Isotomidae. The transcript is spliced from 2 exons. The record is from RefSeq and is a predicted model, not a curated record.
CCCAUUAUUCAAAUUCUUCUUGAAAAUAAACCCCAUUUCUGUACUUCUGUGACCUUCGCCGACAUGGAGUUUGCCUACUGGUCAUGGUCAAUUCUAUUCCAAUUCAUCCUACUCGGCUACGUCUUGCUUGCCCUCUGUUGUCUCCUCCGCCUCGUUUUGAAGGUUACCCGUGAAAUUUGGGGGUGCUACUGGGACACGAAAGCUGCCCUUCGAUGUCAUCUCUACUCCGAGGAGAAGAUUCGCCAGGAAAUGGACGACUUGACCGCGGCACGGGCCAAGUUUUGGGAGACUUUGGAGUCCUUCAAGGUCCAGAUUCGUCACCUCUUUGCUUUGGAGAUGAAAGUCUUGUUUCUACCGAAGGACAAGGCUGAGCAGUCGUCCUCUGAAUCGGAUAUUCCAGUAGUCGAAAAAUCCAGCAAAAAAGACAACUUGGUUGCCAAUCAAGAACCCACUUCCGGUCAUCAAAUCGUUCAACAGUCUGCCCUGGUUUCCGAAUUUGUCAAAAACGGUGUUCCAAUCACACAAAAUGUCGACAUUUUGGAAAAAUUUCAAUCCGACAUUGAGAAACUGGCCAAAUUGGCGAAAACAAUGCAGACCAGGUACAUCAAAAAGACCAACAGCAACAACAAACAAAACGGGGACGAAGACGAGGACAACUCGUCGUCCUACUUGACCAGCAAGUGUUCCAGCUCCAGCGCCACGGGGACCCCGACGACCACUUCGUCCGGAGGCAGUAGUCGCUCCUCGAGCCACGAACAGGUCCCCGUCGUCGCAACCACCACGGAACUCGAAGAAGAAGAAGAAGAAGAGGAGGAGGAGGAGGAGGAAGAAGAAGAUCCAUACUACAAAUAUUACUAA